Molecule: messenger RNA, 318 nt
Organism: Ilex paraguariensis (yerba mate)
Lineage: Eukaryota; Viridiplantae; Streptophyta; Magnoliopsida; Aquifoliales; Aquifoliaceae
Source: the annotation of a GenBank genome assembly
AUGUUUGAUUCAUCAGGGACUUGCACAAACAGAGACAUAAGCAUUUCGCAGAGCAGAUAUUCAUCAACUGGUAUACCCCAAUACGUAGUCCAAAUUGUGAACACCUGUGUUUCUGGUUGUGCACCUUCAAACAUUCACCUCCACUGUGGUUGGUUUGCCUCAGCAAGAAUAGUGAACCCAAGAACCUUCAAGAGGAUGUCUUAUGAUGAUUGCUUGUUGAAUGGAGGGAGGCCAUUGAGGACCAGUCAGAUUAUCAGAUUCACCUACUCAAACUCUUUCAUGUACUCACUUACAUUCAAAUCUGCCAAGUUUUGCUGA